This is a messenger RNA of Gongylonema pulchrum, 789 nucleotides long. The record is from the annotation of a GenBank genome assembly. Lineage: Eukaryota; Metazoa; Nematoda; Chromadorea; Rhabditida; Gongylonematidae.
CCAUUGUAUGUGAUUUUUCGAAAUUUAUGCCUGACACCAGAUGGUGACGCAGCUCGACAACCGCUGCUUUCGCUUAUUGCCGAAAUGUGCGAAAAAUGUUCGUCCAUAUCGUAUUUGUUGUUAUUUUUCACUUCCUCAAAUCGUCGGGAUCAAAAUGAUACGGCAAUUACGGCUUACACAGAUCUCUGUCGCAUGUUGGAUAUCUCUCCGAUUCAGCAGAUCGUUUCGGAUUUGGAGCAAUGCCAUCUUGAUGAUUUUGUGCUUUUCGCGCAUCUGAUCCCGAAGGAUUCUUUCUUGCCAAUUGUCAGUGCCUCGCUCACAUGGGAAACAACGGCACAGUUCAUUUUUUGGCAACUUGUUCACGCCGAAGGUGUUCCCAUCGAUUGGAUAUUGCAAAUAAUCCCAAAGCUUCAGUACCCAAAGCAUUCGGAAGCCAUUGCACAAGUGUACAUUAUGCUUCAAAGAAUGGAUCGCGAACCAAAUAUGGGCUUAAUUCGAAAUCUUCUUUCGCGAACCACCGUUGAUAUGUUCACGGUGAAUUGCCUGAAAUUGCUGAUCAAGGAUUCAGAUUAUGCUGGACGAGUAGCUGAACUGUUGUCAAAUCUUAUCGAUAAAUUGAUCCAAUCGGGUGAUCUACUCCCAAUACAUUCGAAGAAUAAGCGUCCUAAUCAGAGACAGAGUUGCUUAUCAAAAGACAGUCAUGUUGCCGAAGCAUUUCUGGCUCGUCCGGUUCUCCAGGAAGCAUUCACGACAGCGAGGGCUGCAGAAAAGGUUGCAUAUUUUGCUUAA